CUUUCUCUCAGUUCCCUCCCCUUUUCCUCCUCCUCUUCUCUUCCCUCCUCCCCCUUGUCAUGGCAUCGUCUACGGUUGAGAUGUUCUGCGGGAGGAUGGGUGAAAGAACUCACAACCUCCUCAUGGACAAGUGGGGCCUCAGUGACAAGGAAAUCGAGGUGGAUGGCACUCACAAAUGUGUGCAAGAAGGUGUGUCGCUCUGUGUGUCAUCCUUCAUCAUCUUCAGGACCUUUGUUACAUGCUUCCUGAGGCACCGGAACUCGGCAGCAUGAGGUACUUGCGAACAGACCGAUGGCUGUAAUUGCGCGACAGUGUAUGGUUUGUCGCAGCUUGUGCAGCAACGGGUUUGGUUCGAGGGCCGUGAUUGCCCUCUCGGAGGUCCUCCCUGUCAAGGCGCCUCACCUGCACACACUGAUCCUCUCAUACAACGACAUACACAAGUAGCCAGGCCAUGUGUCGUUUCAUCGAUUUUAUGUGUUGUCCGCAUCUUUCGCAGGAAUGGGUGCGUUGCUCUGCGUGACAUGCUGAUGGGCAGGUUUGAGCUGAGAAGUCUCUCUCUCGAUCACAACCAGAUCGGCGAUGAAGGUCAGCGUACAGCGACGCAGAAGAGAGAACAACACCGGGUCCCUCGUGUCACAUUCUGGCACAUGCAUGUUUCAUGCAGGCCUGGCCUAUCUGUCGGAAGCCUUCACCCACACACCCCACCUGCACUCGCUGGACCUGCGCAGCAAUGGCCUCACAGACAGCUCGUCCCACCUUCUGGCUGCCCGUCUCCCAUACUGUGUCUCGCUUACAAAGUGCCGCCUUGACGACAACAUGCUGUCGCCGGCAGGCGUGCAGAGACUUGUAGAGGCCAAAAAGCGGUGCGUGAGCUUAACCACCCUCAGCAUCGACAGACAGAGAGAGCGGAGCAUUUCUCGCGCCCACGAGACGGCGAGACUGGCCAGGGGAUAUCUCAAGAAGCUGUACAUGAAUGUGGUGCCUGUACUGCUGGCGUGCUAGAGAUAGAUAGAGACAGAGGCAUGGUGGGAAUGAAGAGUGAGUGGACGGGCAAGAAAGAGAAAAGGCAAAAAAAAGACCGAAGAGGGGAAGAGGGAAAGACAGUGCAGAUGGAAC
Vitrella brassicaformis is the source of this 1116-nucleotide messenger RNA. The record is from the annotation of a GenBank genome assembly. NCBI's taxonomy places the organism in Eukaryota, Vitrellaceae.